AUGAAACCCCCGGGCGGCAUCUUCGUGUCUGUUUUUCUUUUCGCUGCAGAGUUGGUCGCAGCCCUGUAUCUAAGCAGUACCUACAGAUCUGCUGGGGACAGGAUCUGGCAAGGGCUCACACUGGUCUUCGUGCUGGUGCCAUCAAUCCUGGUCCAGUUCACUCUAACCUUCGUGCACCGGGAUGUGAGCAGGGAUAGACCCCUGGUGCUGUUCCUACAUCUGUUACAGCUUGGACCAUUCGUCAGGUGCCUUGAAGCAUUAUGUAUUUACCUAAAUGUUGGUAGAGUUGAAGAACCUUAUGUCAGUAUUACCAAAAAGAAGCAGAUGAAAAAAAAUGGCUACUCUGAAGAAAUUGAGAAGGAAGUGGGUCAAGCAGAAGGCAAAAUGUUCACACACAGAGCUGCUUUUAACCGGACUUCAGUGAUUCAGGCUUUCAUAGGCUCUGCACCCCAACUUACCCUCCAGCUCUAUGUCAGUGUAAAGGAACAGUUUGUUACACCUGGUAGAGGAGUACUAAUGGUUAUUUCUCUACUUACCAUUGUAUAUGGAGCCUUGCGGUGCAAUAUCCUCGCUAUCAAAAUCAAGUAUGAUGAAUAUGAGGUACAUGUGAAGCCUGCAGCCUACAUCUGUAUAUUUCUAUGGAGAAGUUUUGAGAUUGCCACCAGAGUGGUUGUUUUGGUCCUUUUUAGCUCUGUGUUGCAGAUAUGGAUCCUCCCCGUAGUUCUCUUGAACUUUUUUACAUUCUUUUUCUAUCCAUGGGUAUUAUUCUGGAACAGUAAAUCACCUUUCCCUGAGAACAUCGAGAAAACGUUUACAAGAGUAGGUACAACAAUAGUAUUAUGUUGCCUUACAUUCCUCUAUGCCGGUGUUAAUAUGUUCUGUUGGUCAGCAGUUCAACUUAAGCUAAACGAUCCUGAUUUAAUUAAUAAAUCCCAGAAUUGGUACAGACUAGCAGUGUACUAUAUGUUAAGAUUCAUUGAAAAUGCUGUUCUUAUUCUCUUAUGGUACAUCUACAAAACUGAUGUAUAUACCUAUAUAUGUGCUCCUUUGUUGGUCAUGCAGUUGUUAAUUGGAUAUUGCAUUGCAAUAUUUUUUAUGCUUGUCUUUUAUCAGUUCUGCCACCCAUGUAAAAAGCUUUUCACUUCCAGUAUUUCUGAAGGAUUAUUAGCUUGCAUCCAUUUUGUUUUUCACUGCCAUUGUCACAAAGCUUCUGAACCUGUGGAAAGAGCUGUCUUAGAACCCAAUAAUGCCAAUGACCAUGAACAGGGUGCUCAACCUAGCCCUAAAUCUCAAGAUUAG
Rhincodon typus (whale shark) is the source of this 1299-nucleotide messenger RNA. RefSeq names its product X-linked Kx blood group (McLeod syndrome) (gene xk). The coding region runs from base 1 to 1299 and encodes 432 amino acids. Lineage: Eukaryota; Metazoa; Chordata; Chondrichthyes; Orectolobiformes; Rhincodontidae. The transcript is spliced from 3 exons. The record is from RefSeq and is a predicted model, not a curated record. Gene Ontology annotation, cellular component: membrane.